AUGGUCAUAAGGUCUUACCUGGUGAAGAGGCUCAGACAGGUGAACUGUUGUUCUGACGAGUUGUUCUGAAGUAGGGGGGAAAGUUAGACAUAAAUAAGGUUGGUCAGAGUGGUGGAGGAGGAGUUGGGAAUGAAAAUUCCCCCAUACCAUCAUUUGACCUGCAAUCUGAGAGGUGACAUCACAGCUCCUCACCUUAUACAGUAAAGUGCCACUCCUUCUUCCUCCCCUGAUGAUGGUGAUGAUGAUGCUGAUGGAAAUUCCUCCACUUUAUCUGAUGCCUUUUUUUUUUUUUUUUUUUGUUGAGAAUAUUGUUUUGUUUCCCUGUCCCUCCCAGGUUAGGAUCAUCAGACACUGUGAGUCCUGGACUAUAUAAGACACAGACUCUCACAUCAGAGUAUCAACAUCCAUCAGAAGCUGCUGACAGCAAGUUUGCUGCAUCAGGAAGAAAGAAGAAAAAAGAAAAGCAAAGAAGCUGAAGUCAUGAUCUCCACACUACUGGUAAAGAUUUGUAGAUUUUUUUAUCACUAUUUCUGUGUUGAAAAGGACACAAACUUUAAUUUCUGUGUUAUAAAGGGAACAAAUUUGGUCGUAUAUGCAAGAAAAAAACGUUUUUUGAUAUGGGAAGUAAUGUGAAAUUUUAUUUUUAUCUUCUAGGUGUUUUUUUUUUUUGUUAUAGUUCAUGGUAGCAUAUAGUUUAAAAACUCCCUACUCUUUCUGUAAAUGUUAACCAGAUUACAAAUACUUUAGCAUGCCUGUCACAGCUCCACUUAAGCAGCACAAUAGCUCAUUUAUAAGAAGCACAUAGGCAGGCUUAAGGAUAUUUGUGAUUGACUUAUUAAAAUCUGAGUCUGAAAAACAUAAGGCAGAAAUUCUGUGUCUCAAAUAGAUCAGAGAUUUUCUGUAAGAAAUCAUAUAUUACACAGUAAUGUAAUAAAUAUGAGACUCAGAGAUUUAAAGGUUCAUUUUUGUGCUUUUUCACUCUGCAGAAAACCUUCAGACCAGUGUUGGCUGUGAGAGGGCUGCAUCAGUCUGCAGUGAAAGGUGACUAAACUUUACUCAGACCAAACAACAAAAAACAUAUUUUUUAAUGAUUUUUAAAAAUAUAUCUUUUUUACUUCUUCCUUAUUUACCUCUCCCUUCCUACAGUCUUGAAUCAUCCGGCUCCAGAAGAAACUGUCACAGCCAGCUUUGGGAAGUUCAUUAGUGAGCUGAAACCCCAGCACCUGUCCUCCUUAGUGCUCCACCGCAGUAAAAGGAUGGUGCUGGACAGCAUCGGGGUCGGUCUGAUCGGCAGCACAACAGACGUGUUUGAGCUGGCCCUGCAGCAUUGCCAGGUGAGACGCUGCGGGAAAGAGAAAUAAUAUCCUAAAGGUCUUAUCUAAUAUCAAGCAAUUAGACUGAUGAGAGAAACUGCUUGACCUUCUUCUUCCAGUCUUAAGUCAGCAGCUGUGUGUAGACAGAGGAGAGCCAAAAAAAUAUUUGGUUAUUUGGAAGCUAAUUUUGUCAUCAAACCAAACUUGAGAGCAGGCAAAGGUCUGAUGACCUUUCUCUCCAAAUUUCUGUCUUUGACAUAUGACUAACAAAAAGCUCCUCCAGUUUUCAGCAUGGGGGUGAUAUGCCAAAGGGUUUUGGUUAAAGUUCAUUUCAUGCUGACAAAAUGUUAUGCUGUGACUGUGUUUGAAAAACUCCCACAACAAGGCCCUGCAUUUACCUGUCUCCAUCUGUCCCCCUCAGCACAUGUACGCUCCUGAUGAUAUCAGCUGUGUGUACGGACGCAGGGGCACAAGACUUUCUCCCACACUGGCAGCUUUUGUUAACGGAGUGGCGGUGAGUUUGUUUUGGUGGAACAGACGGGUCACAUUAACUUCUUGUACACCUGACUAUUUAAUGUGUGAUUAAGUCAGUAUUACAGCUAUUUCAUAUUUUGUCCCUGUCUGGUUAGCCUACCACACAGGAGACAAUGAUGAAAAUAGAGAAAUGAGCUCAUCUAAAAUUUCCAGCACUGGGUCUGCAAACAUUGUCUGGCUCUUAUUUUGUUAUGUGUUUCAGUCUGUUAUGGAAAAGGGAAAGUCACAGAGAAAGUUGACAGCGACUCUGAUUGUUGUGUUAAUUCAGCAGCUAGACUCAUGGAAAAUCUGCAGAUAAUCAGCUCAUUGUUUUUAAUAUUAAAGGAACCAUGUGUGUUUCUGCCUUAUAAAGUUUAAAAUUUGUGUUUUGUUACCACGCUGCAGACUCACUCCAUGGACUUUGAUGACACAUGGCACCCUGCAACUCAUCCCUCAGGAGCCGUCCUUCCUGCUGUGCUAGCACUUAGCGACAUGAUGCCGGCUAACAGUAAACCCAGUGGCCUGGACUUCUUGCUGGCUUUCAAUGUUGGCAUUGAGAUCCAGGGCCGACUGAUGAGGUUCUCUAAUGAGGCCCAUAACAUCCCUAAAAGGUGAGAGCCCAUACUGUCAGUUACUGGCUUUAAGCAACAUAACAGAAGGUUUUAUUGCACCACAGUGGGUCUCCUUAUGUGAUCAUUUCACAGAUAUAAAGCCUGCUCCCUGAUGAAUGCUUAUAUUUAUAAUCUACAUAAAGAACAAGCAUCCACAUGGGUCUUAAGAGAUCCAUAUUUGACUCUGCUGAACUCAGCAGUAUGGUCUACAAGGAGGCCACUGGAGGCAGUGUAAUGUGCAGCCUGGUGGUGUCAAUGAGCUGUGAAAGUAGUGUUAUUAUGUCCGUCUCAGGGACAGGAGGGUCUCUGUGGGUAGUGUAAGCACAAUUAGUCAUGUGGAGGAGAAUCUCACACAGGUCUCCAUUUGGAAAGUGUUUACACCAGGUCAAACGACCCACCACAUUAUUUGUGUUUAUCUAAUUUUGAAAUGUCUAAAAAUCUGCUUAAAGAAGCCAUCGCUGCAUGUUGUACAAAGGAGGAUCUGUUUAAAGAGAGACAAAAUGAAUCAUAGGAGGCGUUUUCAGAGACAAGAGAGUAAACAGUUCCAAAACACCUUACCAAAGUCCCUCUGUCUGUGUCUCUUCUUCAGGUUUCACCCUCCCAGUGUUGUUGGGACGAUGGGAAGUGCAGCCGCCUGUGCAAGCCUCCUGUCUCUGGACCCCUCCCAGUGCAGUCAUGCCUUGGCCAUAGCUGCGUCUUUAUCAGGAGCCCCGAUGGCUAAUGCUGCCACUCAGUCAAAACCCCUGCACAUUGGUAAUGCUUCACGUUUAGGGCUGGAGGCUGCACUGCUGGCCUCUCGAGGCCUUGAGGCCAGUGCUUUAGUCUUAGAUGCUGUUCCUGGAGUAGCUGGCUUCAGCGCUUUUUAUGAGGAUUAUGUGCCUCAGCCUUUAGAAUCACCCAAUAAUGAUGGCCAUAUGUUCCUAUUAGAGGAGCAGGACAUGGGCUUCAAGCGCUUCCCUGCCCAUCUGGGGAUGCACUGGGUGGCAGAUGCUGCAGCCUCAGUACAUAAGCUUCUAGUGGGGUUCGGCCCUGGCACUGUCUUCCCAGAACAAGUCCAGGACAUCCUGCUCAGAGUCCCCAAGUCAAAAUACAUCAACAGGCCUUUCCCUGACUCUGAGCAUGAGGCUCGCCACUCCUUCCAGUUCAAUGCCUGCAGCGCUCUCCUGGAUGGGGAGGUGACCGUUGAGUCCUUCACACCUGCUGCCAUAAGUCGUCGUGAUCUGCACGCUCUGCUUAGCCGUGUACGUAUAGAGCAUCCUCAUGACAACCCAGCUAACUUCAACCGCAUGUACGGAGAAGUCCAGGUGACACUAGUGGGGGGAGAUAUUCUGAAAGGUCGCUGUGACACCUUCUAUGGUCACUGGCGCAACCCGCUGACCGAUGAGAGCCUGAGGAAGAAGUUCAGAAACAACGCAGGGUCAGUGCUGCCCUCAGGGAAGGUUGAGAGGCUGAUUGAUCUGGUGGAGGAGCUAGACAGACUCGGGGACUGCAGAGCCCUCCUGUCACAGCUGCAAUGA
Molecule: messenger RNA, 3954 nt
Organism: Xyrichtys novacula (pearly razorfish)
Lineage: Eukaryota; Metazoa; Chordata; Actinopteri; Labriformes; Labridae
Source: the annotation of a GenBank genome assembly